AUGCAACGACCUCCACCAUCAUUCUCACCAAGACGCAACUACAUCAACGAGUGGCAAUGCCUUGAUACCUUGAAGCAAAAACUGUCCGUAUAUACUCAGCGAUUGAAAAGGUAUAAAGCGUCCAGUCACAGAAAGCACGACAAUGCGCUCUUUCAACGAUCCGAAAAGGCAUUCUACAGAAACUGUCAUCCGAACCCAGGAAAAGAUCAAACGGUGCCCACAAAGGACCAAGUAGAGGAAUUUUGGGGCAAGCAGUUUGGCCUCGACAGCUUAUUACAACAAGACCAGGUCAUUCCUACCAACAAUUACAAGAGGUUCAUACUUAAGAACUUGCAACAGUCUGAUAAAUGCAGGUACGGCUGUCAGGACUCCGAAACAAUACAGCACGUAACUGGUGGAUGCCAAGCAUUCGCUCCAACGGACUAUAAGGAGCGCCACGACAUAGCUGCCAAAAUCAUUCACCAGGAGUUGGCAUACAAUUUCAAAACUGAUCGAAUGCAAGCUACAGUACUACAAAUAUACACCGCAAUGUGUCCUCGAGAACGACAAGUAUAA
Acanthoscelides obtectus is the source of this 555-nucleotide messenger RNA. The record is from the annotation of a GenBank genome assembly. NCBI's taxonomy places the organism in Eukaryota, Metazoa, Arthropoda, Insecta, Coleoptera, Chrysomelidae.